UCAUGGUAUAAAUACUUGUCCGGUUAGGGCUUCUUUUAGUCUCAGCUCUCUGCUUCUUCGCACUCUCUCUUCCGUGGCUGAGCUCUAUCUUUCGCAAACAUGGGGAAGACACGGGGUAUGGGAGCUGCCCGCAAGCUGCGAAACCACCGCAGAAGGCAGAGGUGGGCCGAUAAGUCUUACAAGAAGUCUCACCUCGGGAACGAAUGGAAGAAACCCUUUGCCGGGUCUUCACACGCAAAGGGAAUCGUCCUCGAGAAGAUUGGUAUUGAGGCUAAGCAGCCGAACUCUGCCAUCAGAAAGUGUGCUAGGGUUCAACUGAUCAAGAACGGGAAGAAGAUUGCAGCUUUUGUCCCGAACGAUGGGUGCUUGAACUAUAUAGAAGAAAACGAUGAGGUGUUGAUUGCAGGGUUUGGUCGUAAGGGUCAUGCCGUCGGAGAUAUUCCCGGUGUCAGGUUCAAGGUGGUGAAGGUCUCUGGUGUUUCCCUCUUGGCUCUCUUCAAAGAGAAGAAAGAGAAGCCUCGCUCUUAAAUUAGAACCCUUUCUCUGAAAGAGAAGGUUUUGUUUUGGAUUUACUAAUGAUCCAUUUUUUAAAUAUCACAUAAUUCUCUCUCCUUUGUCAAAUUAAUGUUUCUAAAAUUCCUUCCAAAGGAUUUGUUGCACAUUUCAAUGUAGGAUUGAAAGUGACUCUUGGGAUUUUAAAAUUUUAA
Messenger RNA from Tarenaya hassleriana, 707 nucleotides. Its product is annotated as 40S ribosomal protein S23. Gene Ontology annotation, cellular component: cytosolic small ribosomal subunit; ribosome. Gene Ontology annotation, biological process: translation. Lineage: Eukaryota; Viridiplantae; Streptophyta; Magnoliopsida; Brassicales; Cleomaceae. Gene Ontology annotation, molecular function: structural constituent of ribosome. Bases 100 to 528 code for a protein of 142 amino acids. The transcript has 4 exons. The record is from RefSeq and is a predicted model, not a curated record.